This is a messenger RNA of Closterium sp. Naga37s-1, 3021 nucleotides long. Lineage: Eukaryota; Viridiplantae; Streptophyta; Zygnematophyceae; Desmidiales; Closteriaceae. The record is from the annotation of a GenBank genome assembly.
AUGAAUGCGUUGAGUCUGUUGCAACAAAACAUUGGCGCGUUGCAAGCGCUCAUCCCGCUGAUGGCGCAGCAGCAGCAGCAGCAGCCGUCCGACACGGCGCAAGCCCAGCAGCUCCAGCAGCAGCAAGCCGCAGCCUCCGCCAGCGUCGCUUCUGUCAUCUCUCAGCUCGCGCUCGCCGCGUCCAACAUUCUUCCGCAGAUGGGGAUGGCUCCCCCCGUCCUUCCGCCGCAAAUCGGAAUGGCUCCUCCCGCGGCGGUCCAGCAAAUGGGUUUCACCACCCCCGUGAACUCCGCCGCUAAUCCCUCUUCACAGCUCCUGGUUUUGCCCCCCGUUCCGCAGCAGCAGCAGCAGCAGCAGCAGCAGCAGCAACAGCAGCAGCAGCAGCAGCAGCAACACCAGCCGCAGCAACAGCAACAGGAGGUUGCGUCGUCGACUUCCGUUAACCGUCAGCAGCAGUUAAUCUCGUCUCUUGGAGCCUCCGGCUCGCUACUUCAGCAGCAGGCGGCGCAGCUGACGCUCGCGACGCAAGCACCACCGUACGAUCAUCGUCCGCAACAGCAGCAAUCGCCACGGCAGCAGUCUGGAAUCAAGUUCGUCCCGCCUGCUCCUGACGAGUCAGAUGACAUGGCAGCAAAGCUUCAGCUGAGCCAGCCGGGCUUUGCGCCGACCAUGGCGGCUCCUGUGCAGGCGAAGGCGGCGGUUCCACCAAGGCCAGUCGCGCACCUCCCGCCGCCUCAGGCGCAGGCGUCGCAGGCGCAGGCGCCGGCGGUGGCGCGACAAUUCCCGAAGCAAGGCGCGGUGGACAGGCUUCUCGGUGGGGCGAUCCUUCUCACGCAGAAGCGCAAGCUUGGUUUCGACGGCGCCGGAACGGCAAUUGUUGCUUCUGGCGCUACCACCACCCCCGGCCACGGAGGCCUGGGCAAUGGUGGUGUUGGUUCUGAGAGUCUGGCGCGCAAGCGCAGCAAGGAGAACGUGAGGGAGGACAGUGGAUGCAAGCAGCGAGGCUCCCCUGAUGGCGACGACGACGAUGCGCUACCAGACGGUUCCUACGAUGUGAUUGAAAUGGAUCCUGUGGAAUUGCUGGCGGAGCACACUCAUUUCUGCGAAAUCUGUGGCAAGGGAUUCAAGCGUGACGCCAACCUCCGCAUGCACAUGAGAGGCCAUGGCGACGAGUACAAGACGCCAGAAGCCCUUGCCCGCCCCGACAAGCACCUCGCUAACGUUGCCCAGCGCCCGAAACGUUUCAGCUGCCCGUUUGUUGGCUGCAAGCGCAACAGCCAGCACCAGCGCUUCCUCCCACUGAAGACGAUGCUGUGUGUGAAGAACCACUACCGCCGCACCCACUGCCCGAAGAUGCUCGCGUGCUCCAAGUGCGGUGCAAAGCGGUUCUCGGUGGUGGCGGACCUCAAGACCCACGAGAAGCACUGCGGGCGCGACCGCUGGCUGUGCUCCUGCGGCACGUCCUUCAGCCGCAAGGACAAGCUGCUCGGCCACCUCGCCCUCUUCAAGGGCCACCGCCCCGCCAACCCAUCCCUCACUGCUGCCGACGAUGGCCCUGCAGGCGCUAUCAAUUAUGGUACAGGAGGUGAAGCUCCUGCGAUCGCUGGGCCUUCAGUGCCUGCUCCUCCUCAGGUGAUGGAAGGGGAGAGGGAAGUGGUGGUGUAUCAGCAGGGUUCUCCGGCUCAGCUCACUCUUGGCCAGGCGGCUGCUGCACCUGCUGCUGUGCAGGAGGUUCAAGGCACUGCACCUACUGGUGCUGCUGUUCCUGGUCCAAGGGUGGAUGGUGGUGGUGGUCAGGCGAUCCUGGACAGCCGUACCCCUCUCCUCUCGGCUUCACCUGGCAGCCGUCCCCCCUCCCUUGCGCCCUCCCCCGUCCUCCCCCCUGCCUUCCCCGCGCCCUCCCCACCUCUCCCCACCCACUCACCCUCCCCCUCCCGCAUGCUCCCAGGCUUCAUAAGCAUUGACUGCGGGUACCAGGGGCGGCCCUACCGCUCUCCUCUCAACUUCACCUGGCAGCCCGAUCCCCCUAAUGUCCCCGGCACGCCUGCUGUCAUCACCGCGCUCUCGCCGGAUGGGGGAGGUGGCAUGCUGACGAUGGAAGGGACGCUGAGGGUAUUCAAUAACGACAGGGCCGUCAACUGCUACCACGUGCCGCUCACUGCUACUGGCCGUUACCUGGUGCGUCUGACCUUCUGGUACAAGAACUACGAUGGCAAAAACUCGCCGCCUGUAUUCAACGUCACUGUUGGACCCGGAUCAGCGGGUCAGGUGGACCUUCGCCCGAUAGGCGAUACCCUCUACACGCUUGAGGCCAUGGCCACAGUGAGGGACGCCACCAUGCCCAUCUGCCUGCAGCGGGUGGGGGACGCCCCGCCCAUCAUCAACGCCAUUGAGAUCCGCCCGCUGCCGCCCCUGUCUUAUAGCUACCAGCAGCUCAAGGCAGACGUGCUGCUGGUGUGGUGGCGCUUUGCGUGUGGAGACAGCAGCACCAGAGACCAGUCGUUCAGGUACCCCUCGGACCCUCUUGACCGCGUAUGGGCAAUCGACGGCACCACUCAGUUGGACCACUGGGACCUCCAACCAUCUAACCGCACACAGCUGGUUACCACCAACGCCACCCGGGUGCUGCAGUCGGCUCACACGGUGCUAGCACCGCCAGCGCUGGCGAACCGAGGCUUGGAGUAUUCCUUUGAUAACCUCGACCUGGGCCCCAGAGCUGGCCAAGCCGCCAUCCCCUUCACAGUCACACCCGAAAACCGGGUAAACAUCAGGCUUAGAGUAAAAACGACCGCUAAGAGCCGAAUUCGCCCGGUGACACUUAGCGGGUUGGAAAUCGUCCAGCUGUUUGAAGAGGCACCGGCGGUGGGGGGGGGAGAUGUGGCGGCGUUGGCAUGUGUGAGGACCCAGUUUGGGGAGCCGGCUGCUAUGGAGGAGUGGGUGGGGGACCCGUGCUACCCUGUCACGUGGCCGGGCGUGCAGUGCAGCUUUAGUGCCAAUGCUACUGCCGUCAUCGGACUGUGA